GCAAUAUGAUGAGAUAUACCUUUUCAUCUGGCCAGUUUAUACUGAUCUGUUUGGUCAUCGUAAUAAUUUCAAAAUGUUUUGAUUGUCAUGAAAUUUGUGAGAACCCUGGACUAGCGAAUUAUAGCAAAUUAAUUUUUGAAGACGACUCACAUGAAUACUCUCACAAUUAUUACUACUUCCAGACGAUACGCCGUAAUCAGCUUUCUCCAGUUGUAAAUGACAUCUUUGUAAAAUUGGCUAAAGGUGAGGAAAUCACUUUGAAAUUCCCGUUUAAAUACUACGGCACAGACUUCAGUGCACUGAAGAUGGGCGAUUACGGAAACACGGGCUUGAUACAAAUGAAUGCAGAACAGAUAGUAGGAAUAAUUUACAUUUUCUUAGAAAAUGGUACGAUGUCUGAAUAUGAGAUAUCGAAUGAGAAUGAUUUAUUAGCUGUCCGAAUGAUUUUACACCGACAGGUUGAUGGUAAAAAUGUUACAUUGCAGGUGUUAAAUCUCAUACAUCCAAGCGGGAAGAUAUCACUGUAUUAUGAGAACGUUUCUGAGGAAAUCGAGGAAAAUGAUUUGGAAUCGGAAAUUUACAUUGAAAUCCCGUGUGGAGUAGGAGUUGAAAAAACUCAAAAUGUCCCUGACAUUACUGUUCGUAGAAAGUGGAUCAAAACUGGGACUUUGGUAGAGUAUGAAAUUUCUGGGGAUUGUCCAAACCACAAUUCCAGUAAAGCAUGUGAAGACGCAAAAACAUCGAACACAACGUGUAUUUGGUGUGAACAUGCCAACAUGUGCAUCACCAGUAAUGAUAAGAAUACUCACAACUUUAAAGUCAAUGGUUGCCGGAAUAAAAAUGUGACCACAGAAACGAAUGAAAACGAAGAGGAAAGAAAGUCUCGCAAUUACUCCUGGAUGAACAAACAAACUAAUGUCAAUGAUUAUAUACAGUUAUUAGUGAAUGAAUUAAGUCUAUUCCAUGUAAACGUCAAUAAAGAGGAUACAUCGCCAACAGGUCGAAAACCAGUGGAUGAAGCAAUUAUUAAGGCAAUCCAAACAUCUAGAAAGUUAAAUUUUAUGGUCUCUUCAAGAAUACCUGACGCAAACAGAUAA
Schistosoma margrebowiei is the source of this 1097-nucleotide messenger RNA. Lineage: Eukaryota; Metazoa; Platyhelminthes; Trematoda; Strigeidida; Schistosomatidae. The record is from the annotation of a GenBank genome assembly.